Molecule: messenger RNA, 797 nt
Organism: Spinacia oleracea (spinach)
Lineage: Eukaryota; Viridiplantae; Streptophyta; Magnoliopsida; Caryophyllales; Amaranthaceae
Exons: 1
Coding region: 103-669 (188 amino acids)
Source: RefSeq, a predicted model, not a curated record
CCUAUAUAUAACCACCCUCCUACUUCUCUCUCCAACUGACAUCUUUCAAAACACGCAAAUUGAAUUCCAGAAUUUAAAUCAAAAUUAAAAUUGAAACUAAAAAUGGCGUUUUACGCAGAAGAAGAUGAAGUUUGGAAAUGCUCAUUACACCCCUCUAAACGUCGUCGUACUGGUGUAUGUUCAUCUUGCCUUAAAGAACGCCUCGCCGCACUCUGCCCUGACUGCGCUAACGUACGCCCUUGCUCAUGCUACGCUACCACCUCUUCAUCUUCCUCCGCUUCAUCGUCUUUCUCUCUCCACUUCUCCGAUGUCGGUCGGAUCUCUAAACUCAUCGACGGUGAACCGGCGUUUCGACGGUCUAGAUCAUCCGCCUUUCCGUUCUUCCGAUCAGCUAGAUACUCCACCGCCGAUGAUAAACCAGCGCCGGAGAAACUCACCGGGAAAGAAUCUUCGUCGUUUUGGUCAAUGAUUUGGUGGCAGAAGAAGCCGAGGAAAGAGAAAAUGGAAGCGGAGAUGAGAAGAUCGAGGUCUGUCGCCGUUGCCGGAAAUGAUGUCAGAGGUUCGAAAGGUAAAGGAUGGUAUUUUCCGAGUCCGAUGAAGGUUUUCCGGCAGACUUAUUCUAAGACUCCUAAAGUUGUUCAUGAACGAUCUCCUUUGCAUCGAGGUUAACUACUUCGUAUUAAUUUUUCAAAAAUAAUUUCUUUACCAUCAAAAGUGAGUUUAUUUAUUUUUUAUAAUGUGUAAAUUUAAUUUAGUACUCCGUAGCAAACUAGCAAUAGAUAAUACGAAUUGUACUC